Messenger RNA from Topomyia yanbarensis, 2878 nucleotides. Its product is annotated as prion-like-(Q/N-rich) domain-bearing protein 25. The annotation marks the transcript as partial. The record is from RefSeq and is a predicted model, not a curated record. The transcript has 7 exons. NCBI's taxonomy places the organism in Eukaryota, Metazoa, Arthropoda, Insecta, Diptera, Culicidae.
CACUACCUAGCUGCGUCCAGUGCAGCACAAACGGCACUCCUUCGUGCGCUUCCGGUAGGAUACCGUCCAGCGAGUGUGAAGUCGAUGGCGACUUGUGCUACCAGAUGAUCAAAGGUGAACACAUUCAGCGUGGCUGCUCGAGCUAUCUAGAGGAAAUAGACAAAAAUAGAUGUGCAAACGCUACCGAUAACACUUGCCUUACCUGUAAUACUACUGGAUGCAAUAACGGUCCUUGGCUGAAGUGCCACAUUUGUGAUCCCAGUCAUCCGAACUGUACUGCAGAACAGCUAAACGGAGUCAAGCUCUGCUCAACUUUUGACAGUAACGACAAAUGUUACACGAAGCUAGUAGGGGAUAAUGUCACUAGAGGAUGCAAAUCGGAUCUUGAUCAUCAAACUGAAUGUACUGAUUGCGAAUUUUGUGACGGAAAUGGCUGCAAUAAACUAUCGCUUGAAGAGUUGAAGAAUUUUACCGUCUGUCAUCAGUGCACUUCGUCCAAUAAGAACUGUGCAGAUACUGCAGUUAAUGCUACCAGGUGUCCAAGUCGAAAGGAUACCUGCUUCUCGCGUGUUAUCGGCGAAACUCUCCAGCGAGGUUGUCUAUCAACGCUAACCUCGGAUGAGCAAAGUGUAUGCAACAAUACUGUUGACAAUAGCUGCGUGACAUGCAACAGCGGCUCGGGUUGCAACAACGAUGAAUGGUUGAAGUGUCACACAUGUGAUCCCAAUAGUAAGACUUGUUCCGCAGUACAACCAAACACAGCCAAGUUCUGUGCAAAGUUCAGCAGUAAUGGAACAUGUUAUUCUAAGCUGGAUGGUAAUAAUGUAACUAGAGGAUGCUCAACGGAUUUGGACACACAAACUGAAUGUGUUGGUUGUGAAACAUGCAAAGGCAGUGGCUGCAAUAGGUUACCGAUUGAGGUAUUGGAGAAUUUUAUAAACUGUGUUAAGUGCGAUUCUUCCAACGAGAAUUGUGCAGACGCUACUUUGAUGGCUACCAAAUGUCCAAUCCGAACAGAUACCUGCUACUCACGUGUAAUAGGUGGAACCCUCCAGCGUGGAUGUCUAUCAGAGCUAACCAUAGAAGAACAAAGUGUAUGUGAAAAUACGGUAGACUUCUCCUGUCGAACUUGCAAUGAAGACAGCUGCAACAAUAACAUCUGGUUACGGUGUCACCAAUGCAGUGCAAAUUCUAGUACAACGUGUCAUCAAAAUCAAACCGGUCUGGCACCAUUCUGCGAGAAAUAUAAAAUUGGCAAUCGAUGCUACGAACGAUUGGAAAAUUCCACCACAGUUCGUGGAUGCGAGUCCGAUUUGGGACCGAGUGUUAGCGCUUGCAAGGACAACAGGCAGUGCCGAACGUGUUCGGUAUCUGGCUGUAACAAGGAAGCAGCCAGUACCCUCGAAUCGACCGAUCGAUGCUUGCAGUGCAAUAGUUUGGGCGUAACAGAUGUGAGCUGUCUGACUGGUUCUGCCGAAAGUCAACCAUGUUCGAAACCGUCAGCGGGAAAAUGUUUCUCCAGGAUUGAUAUCAAUGGAGCUCUGCAUCGAGGCUGUCACGGUGAUCUAAUGGAAGAGGAAGUGGGCAAUUGCUCCAGUAAGGCUUGCAGUACCUGCGAGGGCGAAGGCUGUAAUAGUGACAUUUUCCCAACCGAUCGGCUUAGCUGUUACCAGUGCAGGUCGGAUUCGGACAGCAAAUGCGCUAACCCACUGAACGUACCGGACGCGCCAAUGAGCUAUUGUCAAAAGUACCAGCCUGGCGAUCUAUGCUACACUAGAAUACAGAACGGAAUUGUUGAACGAGGCUGUCAAUCAAAUCUAGCCAAAACGGCAUGCGAGGGACUUAAAGCUAACGAGUGUCAGGUGUGCUCCGGGGAAAAUUGCAACACAGUGACGGAGAAAGAGCUGAAAAAUUCGGCGAGUUCAUAUAGUGGCAGUGUUCUACUCAUAGCGCUAUCCACGCUAAUUGCGAUCGCGGUUGUAUUCGACUAGAUUCAUAAGCUUAACUCUGAACUAAGCAAUCGGAGUGUAUUUUAAAAGCUAUCCAAAAAUCAAGCACAAUCAGCAACCUUAGGAUCUAUGUUAAUUAUAGUUUUACAUUAGAAUUCACUAUUACCCCUUGAUGGACUUACUGUGCCUAAACUUGAGUAGACGCUAUAGCAUGAGUUAUUGCUAGUUGUGAAUAAAUUGGAAAAAUGUUAUCAAAAAUAAACAGACGAAAAAGCUUGAAGAAAAUUUUAAAAAAAACGGUAUACUGGCGACAUCUGCUGAACACAUUGUAAUAAAUGUGAUUCGACAACCAUGUCAAAUUUAAUUUAUUUUUUUCAACCCUAAGACAAGACGUGACAAUCGGCUUCUUAUUUUUCCUUCGAUAUUUUUCUUUUCGCUUAUUUUCACCCUGCCGAAAUCUUCCGAACAGUGUUGCUAUUUUUAUUAAUAAAAAUGGAGUCUUGUUAAUUUAUUUUAUGCCGGCAAUAUUCUGUACCUUUGUUCCACUAUACUGAUGAAGGGCACCGUUUUUCCAUGUCAUGGGUGUUUAGUAAGGUUUGAUGAAACAAUUUUCUGAAAAAUUUUAGAAUAUAAUGUGGUUUCUGUCUUAUUUUUUUUAAAGUUAAUCAACCACAUAUACGGUAAAUGCAUGAUAAAUCCUUGUUUCACUUUGCCACACAAUUUCUGUUCAAUUUAAUCAUUUUUACUAUUUUAACGAUAAUAAUUUUAUUUGUCAAAAGUAAUGACAAUCAUUUCCUAUAAAUAUAGCAACACUGCCAACGAUCAUUUCAUAUCCCUGCAGUAACAUUCGGUACUGUGCAAAAAGUCAGAAACAACCAAUCAGGAGCUGGACCAUUCUGACGUAAAAUUGGAACAAAAACCCUCAAAAA